AGUGUCUGAGAACUUUUGUUAGUCAGCAAUUUAUGUUGCUGUGGAAACGCCUUAGCAGGGCUUGGGAAAACUGCCUGGAGAAAAGGGUGUUUGCCAAAGGUGCCAGCAGCAAUGUUGCAUCUCAGGCUGGUUCCUGGCUUACCUAAACCUGCUUCUCAGGCUUGUCCUUCACAGUGGCUGCUGCUGGCAUGGGUGGCACAUUUUGUGCUGCUGGCCAUGAUUUCCUUCUGUAAACGUGCUCUGUCACUCCUCUGAACUGUGAGCAUGGUCCUGCUAGUCUUCCCUCUGAUCCAGGGUGAUGUGCUGGAUAUUCAGUGCUGUUGAAGUUCUCCUCGGUGGGCUUGCUGGCUGUAAAGGGAAACUGAAAAAGGCACAUGUCCAUGGAUGAGCCAACUGAUUUUCCCUCACGCUGAAGAGGAAAGUUCACCCUUAUCUGGGUGUUUUCAGAUGUUCCCUCUGUCUGAUGACGGGAGUCUGUUCAUCCAUCACAGCAUUGUUCUUCCCCCAGCUGUGGCUCAAGUGCUGGGAGGAGGAAGAUAUAAAGCUGCCUGGGAGGUCUGCAAGGCUGACAGAAGACAGGAUCUCUCAGGCCGUCAGGAAUGCAUCGCUGGGUUCAGCCACGGUUGUCCCCUGUGUCGUGUCUCAGUGGAGCACCUGGAGCGGCUGUGCAGAGCCUUGCAAGACAACGUAUCGUGUCCGGACCAGGCACAUCGUUCAGGAGCCCAGGAAUGGGGCAGAAGCAUGUCCUGCUCUGGAGGAGAGGGCUGGCUGUGUGGAGUACUGGUCUCGGCAAGGAAUGGAGUGCAAACAGUCCCUGAUCCCGGCAUUAAUCACAACAGGAGGAUUUGGAAAGGCGAGGAAGAAAAGAGCUGCAGCUGAUGGCAAGGAAAGAGCAGGGUACUGUGUUGAGUUCCAGCUGGUGGCCAUCGCGCCGGGCUGCCUGCACAGCCACCACUCGUACACCCGCUGGAUGCGCUACCUCAGGGAGGGCCACACGGUCUGUGUGGAGUGUCAGCACCCGGCUCUGGACUCCAGAAGUCAUCAUUGCUCCGGGGAUGGCACUGGGAGCAGAAAGAAUCAGCUGUUGCACUGGCAGGCGGUGGGGAACCCUCGAUGCAAGGGAACCUGGAGGAGAAUUCGCCAGCUGGACACUUGCUCCUGCCCUUCUGUUCACAGCUUCUUGUUCAUCUGACUUCCCCAGGCGGCCCCAGCGCGCCAGGGCUGUGGUGCCACGUCUGGCAGCAGCAGGAGCCCCAGGCAAAGCAGCGACUGCUCCGUGUCAGAGGGGGCACCCAGAAUCCUCUGUCUGUCUGUGCUCCUCGAUUUCCAGAGAAAUCAGGCUGGCUGGGAAGUGCCAGUCUCUUUCUUUCUUCCCUGAGAGAGACUUGUCUGACCCUGAUGACUUCUCGCAAAUUCCUCCUUUCUUGAGAGGAAUGAGAAUUUACCAAAUAGCAAAUGCAAUGGUAAAGGCCGUAAGAACCCAGGUUUAAUUAUUCUUUUUCUGAAGUCUCAAUGAAGAAUCAACAAUGCAAAGUAAAUUAACAAGUGCCUUCAUUUCAUGGCAAUAGCACUUUGUAGAUGCUUUCCUGCUUGUGCUUGUGCUAUCUUUCCCUUCUGUUUUCACCCUCCCUGGUCUCAUCAUUUCACACUGACCCUCAUUCUUACAGAGGGUUGAUCUUGCACUGCUGAGUUAAUGUCAGAACUUAGAAAUGAGUCUGCUCAAAUCUGUGAGAAUAGAAGAUAUCAGGGACAAAUUGGCCCUUGGACUUAAGGUUUCAAGGAGCAUCUCUUGAGUUGCCCCAAAGUGCAGUGCAGUCCUGGGGCUCUAAAUAGGAAGGGCUGGCUAUAGCCUUGUGUUUUGACUGGGAAAUAUUUGAAAUAUUUUCCUUAAAAUCUGCUGAUUUAUAUUCAUACUUUUCUAUAAAUGAAA
This is a messenger RNA of Myiozetetes cayanensis, 1930 nucleotides long. RefSeq names its product somatomedin-B and thrombospondin type-1 domain-containing protein-like. The record is from RefSeq and is a predicted model, not a curated record. NCBI's taxonomy places the organism in Eukaryota, Metazoa, Chordata, Aves, Passeriformes, Tyrannidae. Bases 464 to 1192 code for a protein of 242 amino acids. The transcript has 6 exons.